AUGCCUGAAGAAAAGAGGAGGACGAGCAGCUCCGAUUUUGGUGGAGGAGACUUCUUAGUAGACACCGGAGCUACAUUUUCAGUAUUCAAGUCGCCAGUUGGCCCCACAUCCAAAGAACGGGUAACAGUUCAGGGGGCAAAUGGGAAGAUCCAGUCCUACCCAUGGACGAGGGGCAGAAUCUCAAAUUUGGGAACCGGACUGAUUACACAUUCCUUCCUGGUGAUGCCAGAGUGCCCUUACCCCUUACUGGGCCGAGACCUCCUAACAAAAUUAAAGGCCACCAUUACCUUUGAAGAAGGCCAACCCGAGGUAAAACUGGGGACGGCGGGUGUGUUCCUACUAACAUUGCCACAGGAGGAAGCAUACCGGCUGCAUGAGGAGCCCAACCGGCAACCCAGCUCAUGGCUCCCAGUUCUGCGGGAGGAGAUACCACAAGUAUGGGCAGAAGACAACCCUCCCGGGCUGGCUGCUCACCGACCACCUAUAAUCGUCCAACUCGUGAGUAUUGCAGAGCCGAUCCGGGUAAAGCAAUAUCCUAUGAGCCAGAAGGCCCGGGUGGGAAUAGCCAAGCACAUCCGGAGGCUUCGGGAGGCGGGAAUACUCAUUCCCUGCCAGUCCCCUUGGAACACCCCCUUGCUGCCAGUACAGAAGCCCGGCACUGAUGACUACCGGCCUGUACAAGAUUUGAGGGAGGUGAACAAACAGGUAGAGACUAUUCAUCCAACUGUGCCCAACCCGUACACCCUCCUGAGCCACCUCCGGCCAGAGUGCAGAUACUACACUGUCCUAGACUUAAAGGAUGCCUUUUUCAGCCUCCCCCUGGCCCCACAGAGCCGCUCCAUCUUUGCCUUUGAAUGGACAGAUCCUGAGGAAGGCAGUUCUGGCCAGCUAACCUGGACCAGGCUCCCCCAGGGAUUUAAGAACUCCCCAACCUUAUUUGGAGAAGAUUUAAGCCAAGAUCUUGUAGCCUACCGGUUGAGCCAUCCCCGGGUGACCCUCCUCCAGUAUGUAGACGACCUCCUAGUAGCAGCAGAAAACUCAGAGGAGUGCCUUGAGGCAACCAGAGACUUAACUACAGGUACUGGUGGAUUUAGGGUACCGGGUAUCAGCCAAGAAGGCCCAAAUAUUUGA
Eptesicus fuscus (big brown bat) is the source of this 1131-nucleotide messenger RNA. RefSeq names its product endogenous retrovirus group K member 25 Pol protein. The transcript has 2 exons. Bases 1 to 1131 code for a protein of 376 amino acids. The record is from RefSeq and is a predicted model, not a curated record. Gene Ontology annotation, molecular function: aspartic-type endopeptidase activity. Gene Ontology annotation, biological process: proteolysis. Lineage: Eukaryota; Metazoa; Chordata; Mammalia; Chiroptera; Vespertilionidae.